AUGGCUACUGAAUAUCCUGCAGCCGAGUUUGUCGGCAUUGACAAGGUUCUUCUGUUCCCUCAAACCAUUCGCCCCGCCAAUGUCACGUUCAAGCAGAUAGAUGUUACCCAUGGUCUCCCUUUUGAGGACAAUACAUUUGACUUUGUCCAUAUUCGGCUAUUUUUAUUGGCUUUCAACAGAGAACAAUGGGUGGCGUGUCUACAGGAGAUCCGCCGUGUUACCAAGCCUGGAGGAUAUGUUCAAUUAAUGGAGGACGACGGUGACGAAGUGGUUCGCGAAUUUGCAUCACAGGUUGAGAGAAUGAUGAACCUUAAUGAUCAGGAUCCUAGGCUUUGUGAGAAGCUUGGAGAGUUAUUGUCCAAGAAUGGAUUCACCCCAGUGGAAGAAGUAAAAAGGUCCGUUCCUUUAGGUAAAAAUACUCAUUUCACUUUUGAUACGUGUAAGCCACUUGUUAUUGGCAUCUACCAUUUGACAACUGAAGAGCAAUAUCAAACUCUCAAGCAUAAGUGGCUUGAAAGCAGAAGGAAAUCAUCAAACUCCACUUGGUUUGCUGCUGUAGGACGAAAUCCAGCCUGA
Messenger RNA from Mycotypha africana, 576 nucleotides. Its product is annotated as S-adenosyl-L-methionine-dependent methyltransferase. The transcript is spliced from 4 exons. Lineage: Eukaryota; Fungi; Mucoromycota; Mucoromycetes; Mucorales; Mycotyphaceae. Gene Ontology annotation, molecular function: S-adenosylmethionine-dependent methyltransferase activity. Bases 1 to 576 code for a protein of 191 amino acids. The record is from RefSeq and is a predicted model, not a curated record.